GUCCUUUCAGAGUUCCGGGUGUGAGUAAACAGCUCGCAACCCGAGUUGCCUCGCCUGAAAAAUGUCUAAAGUAACGUUUAAAAUCACGUUGACGUCGGACCCCCGGCUCCCGUUCAAAGUAUUAAGUGUCCCAGAAAGCACGCCGUUCACAGCAGUUUUGAAAUUUGCGGCAGAGGAGUUCAAGGUGCCAUCAGCCACCAGCGCCAUCAUCACCAAUGACGGAAUUGGAAUCAACCCUGCGCAGACAGCAGGCAACGUGUUCCUAAAGCACGGCUCGGAGCUGCGCAUCAUUCCCAGAGACCGAGUGGGAGGACGAGGAGACAGACGCCGCUCGUCUCCGCCGAGGAGACCGUGAUUCAGCCACGCCUCGUGUCCUAUUUAUGUACUGCUCUACAGUGUGUUUGUGUGCGUGUCUAUACACUUACAAUGACACACUGCAUGCUGCCCAUUUUUCAUCCCUCAGUAAGUGUAUGGAAACAUCGACAUUUUUAAACCUUGUAAAUGACAAUAAAACACCAUUCACAUGACACGCAACACUAUCUUACUUUUUGGACCAAAUUUGGUAGUUUAAUUACGCGUUCCGGCCACAAGAACCUCGGCCCAGAACUUUUAGAGGACCAUUGUGUGUUUCGGAACUUUUGUCAAAAUGUAAAGAUCCACGAACCAGUGGUUCUACUAAUAAAAUAUAUAUAUAUAUAUAUAUGUAUAUUUAACCACAGACAAAUGUAACAAGGAUUUAUCAUUGGUCAUUUGGACUCUGUCAAUUUUUUUUUUUUUUUUUUAAACAAGCAAAAUGUUGAAAUGGGAUUGGUUAAUUCUGAACUGCUUAUAAGAGGGUGUGCACACUUGUGCAGCCAGUAUCUCAGUUUAUUUUUACUUCCCCACUCAAAAAGAUUUUUAUUUUCAAUUGAGUUUGUCUUAUGCUUGGAAAAGUUUUGAAAUGAUUUAUCUUGGUCUCAAUGGUUUUGUUUUAAUUUUGCAAACACCUGGCAUUUGAACAGGGGGUGUGUAGACAUUUUAUAUCCACUUUAAAGUACCAAGAACUAAAAGUCCCUGAAACUUCAAGUGGAAAUCCAGCUUUGAAUGAAGAAGAAAAAAAAAAAAGUCAACGUCAUACUUUUACACCCAUAAGGAAGUAGAAGCAU
Phycodurus eques (leafy seadragon) is the source of this 1145-nucleotide messenger RNA. RefSeq names its product ubiquitin-fold modifier 1 (gene ufm1). Bases 62 to 355 code for a protein of 97 amino acids. Lineage: Eukaryota; Metazoa; Chordata; Actinopteri; Syngnathiformes; Syngnathidae. Gene Ontology annotation, biological process: protein K69-linked ufmylation. The record is from RefSeq and is a predicted model, not a curated record. The transcript has 6 exons. Gene Ontology annotation, cellular component: cytoplasm; nucleus.